Molecule: messenger RNA, 1388 nt
Organism: Fomitopsis serialis
Lineage: Eukaryota; Fungi; Basidiomycota; Agaricomycetes; Polyporales; Fomitopsidaceae
Exons: 3
Coding region: 143-1219 (358 amino acids)
Source: RefSeq, a predicted model, not a curated record
AUGCGAAAAACUAAAUGCGAGACUCUGUGCAUACGCGGAUCCCGAUAGCGGAGGCAUUAUACCUGAAUCCGAUGCACAGCGAGCAUUCUUUACCGCUAUCUACAGGAGGCCGCCAGCAGUGAAUGGUAAUCAAAUCGAAGGCAUGACGACAAUUGGCCCUGGUUCUUCACCGCUCCCAACUGCGCGCCCACAAUAUGAAGCAGUAACUUCCCUAGCCAACUGGCUUGGCUUACACAGUCGUUAUGGGCCUCAGGUCGCGGAGUCAGAGCCAUCUAUUCAGGAUCAAGUGAAGGUCCAGCUGACAAAUGCCUUGGAUCUCAUGCUGAGGACUCGUUAUGAGAAUACAGUCAGCAUGGACGCACUUGAAAUGGAUGACUUGGACAGGGAAGCUGUCGACCCGCAUCGUAUCCAUUUCCCCCGCUUUGGACGAGCCACAUAUGCUCUUCACAUGACGAAAACUCGAAACUCGUCUGGCUACCCCGACUACAUCCUGUUUCAUGGCAGGCCCGGACGAGCCACCAAGCAAGAUAAGUGGUCGUACCCGGACUCAAGGUCCGAACCAGACAUCGGGGGCACUACUGGGGUCCAAAUUGGCAUAUCAAACCCACCUGUCCCCGAUGCCCAAGAUACUAAGAAUGUGGAGGAGGUGAAAGGCUCUGAUAAACAGGACUUACCGGCCAGAAGGCUCUUGCAGAAUAAGAGUCCUCAAAGUGCUAUGUCCUCUGGAGAAAGGAAGAGCUCGCGUAAAACAAAACAAGUCAAGGUACAGGAUCCUCCCACUGAGAACACCCCUGACAUGCAAACCGAGGUCAAUGCAAAACUCAUCUAUCGUGCCAAUUUGUGUGGUGAGGUGAAGACAUCAUGGAGUUACACGAACAAAACAUAUAGACUGGUAACAUCGGGAGAUGUCGUCAAUAAUGAUGGCACCUUCCUUUGGGAUAACAGUCUAUUGCCUGUCAAAUUGAUGAAACAGAUAUGGGGAGAGAUGUACUAUUUCCAAUGCAAUUGGGGCUUCUCCACGAAUGGCUCCAAGGUGAUGAUCUUCGUUAGGACUGGCAAAACCGAAUUAGUGAUAGGGAAGCUUAUGAACUGGGAAGAUCCGGACCUGCUGCAAACCAUGACCGGUCUUGCCUUUGCUAGCAUCGAUGAAAUGACCAGGCCUGGUCUCGGCGGUUAUCUCUGUGACGGAAGUAACAUGAACUGGAGGGUGUGGGAGUAAGCUACAAGCCGAUGAGCCGCUUACGCUGUGAAGCAAUUGUUGUCACACUGAAUUGAUGUUUGCCUCAUUUUAUUGAACCCCAUCACCGCUGCGGCACUGCUGCGUGGCCGUUCAGCGCCGCUCACCGGCCGCGAGUGUCAAUAUGCCUGCUUAGCAACAGGAAGGUAGU